CGGCAGUCGUCGCCGACGCGGCGCGCCUCGCUCCUCUUUGUUCCCUCGACUCCUUCGACCUCGAGUGAGAGCCGCUCUCGGGCCGCCAGUCGAUCGACGCGGACGCUCGUCGAUCGUUUGAAUCGCGCUCGCUCGCUCGCCGGAAAGACACGCGCCGCGCGGACGGACGGUUUACGCGGUCUUCGGUUGUCCUGGUGACGCGUUCCUGUGUCUUUCUCGUUCUCCUGUUGUGCUCGGGAUAGGAUGUGUUGUUUCGCUUCGGUGCGCGUGGGCGACAGAGAAGUUUAGAGAACGGGAAACGUAUAACAGAGUUCGAGGAGUCAUCGGGAGUUUGAUUCUGCACGAACUUUCGAGGUCCUUUGUGUUCGAUGAUUAAGAUCAAUGUGAUCGGUUCGGUGCGCAUGCUAGAGGAACGCCGAGUCGCGGAGUGCAAGGAAUCGAUCAAGGAUUUUCGAGUGAUUCGCGAAUGAUCGAUACAUUCCUUCGGAGUCUUUACUCGAUCACCAGUACACGGCAAGAAUACCACUAAAGAAUUGAGUGUUCAAAUAUAAACAGAGAGAGGACAACCUUGCCAAGGAUCUACCAGGACCAAUCGGAAGACGAUCGACCGCGCAGAACCUUCGAACCGCAAACAGUACCGAAAGGGUCGCUUCCUUGACACGAUCGAAACGGUUGCUAAAUCGAUCGGCACGAUAUUCAAAAACUCAAGAGUCCCAAGAACUGAAGAGAGCCUAAAGGACCUUCGGCAGAUUAACGAUACCUUGACUCGUGACUACGUAAUAAACACAGAAGAAAUAUAUGGACCUGUAACUAGUGCGUCAGUGGAGAAGUAGUUGUAACGGAGAAGAUAAAGUUAAAAGGAUCCGUUCGGUCGACGAGGGAAUUGGAGUUCUCUUGCGGAUUACGAGUAGAGGAAGACCCGUGCCACGGCGUCCAACGAAUUAACCGGGUCGACGUCUGCAGAAGGAAUAAAACGUGGCCGGAGUGCAGUGGCCGGCUGACUGAGGAUGUGCCCGGCCUGGUGAAGCAGCCCGGCCGAUGUCUUCCGGGCGACGCUCGCGUCACGACGGGCUGCGAGACGGAGCCACGUGAAUGCCGCACUCAACGGAACCUUCCUUCCCGCCGGGCGAAUUAUUCUGGACCGGCAUGGAGCCCGUGAAAGCCAAAAUGGCGCCCACAGGCAUGCCGCCGGUCACCGGUGUCCUGCAGCCUCCCGCGGGCUCGACGCUGGCGGGGUCCACUAUGUCCAGCCACAAGAAAAGCUGGUGGAGGAAAGUGGCCCCCUGCCUCGCCUUUCUCGCGGCUUUUUCCACCGCCAUGGCCUUGCUUCUCGUCUGGAGCGAAGCUGCGGCCUUGAGGAGACAGGCGUUCGACGCGAACAUGACCAGGGACUACGUGUUGAACAGCGUCUCGAUGGACAACCCGGAAUUGGUCGCGUACAUCAGGGAGGUUCAAUUGAAGCCGACCACCCAGCAAGACCCUCUGAACGCGACCCAGACCACGGAGGAGAAGUACGUGGCGGGUUUAACCGAGGGAAAACGCGAGGGCGUCUACGUCGAGUACAUUAGCAGGAUAGGAGCUGUUUCGAGCACCGGUUGGCUAGAACGGAAUCUUAGCUGGAGAGGUGUUCUCGUGCUGACUGAUCCCAGAAGUUUCUUCGAGGCUCACCGGAGCACUAGAAAUCCGAAGACUAGGGUCUUGCACGCUUGCCUUAGCACCGAUAAGGAUACCAAAGAGAUUACUUAUCACCAGGAGUCCGAAGUUCAAGUUACCAAACUAGGAGAAGGCCCUAAUAGCCUGGUGUCUUCGGACGAAGGUCUGCCGACGACAAGAUUGAAAUGUUUCCCUUUGUACAGCGUCUUAUUAGCUUACAGCGCCACAACUCUGGACUACCUGAGUUUGGACAGUCCUGAUGCUCAGGAUGGUCAAGUACUCGACACGAUUCCCUGGGAAACGACGAGAAUAUCCGUCCUCUCGAUCCGCUGGAGUCCUCACCACAGCGAGCUGGAGACGAAGACUCUGAUCGACAAGAUGACCAGUAGAAGAUACAAAUUAAUGUACACAACCGACACCGGGAAGCUGAUCUUCAUGUACAACGCGUUACUUAAGAUUUGAACGUUGACUCGGGCCGCCUGUAGACACUGGACGAUUCUACGUUCCCCAUGAAAUUCGAAAAGGACACGAUGUUUCGCCAAGAAAAUGGAAGAUCGUUCUGACAGGUGUGAUAUGUUUCGUUCAUCGACAAAACGUAAUUGUAACGGAUUUACGUAAUUUCGUUCUGGUCUUUGAAAGAAUCGUUCAUUGUCGAUCGAAUCUUCACUUUUCCAAUGGAAACACGUUCCCUCCCUCCGUGAUUGGAUCGUAGAAUCAGUCGAGUUUCUCACGAAUCGAGACAAGCAUUUCGUUUCCUUUUGCACGAGAGAGAUCGCGUUGAUCGUCGAUACAAAAUCAUUUUUAGUUUCCCCGUUGAUUCUUCCCUCGCGAACGAAUCGUGAAAUCAGUCAACUUCCUCGCGAAUCGAGACGAUUGUUUAUUUCCCUUUUCGACUCGAGCCAUUGCGUCGAUCGUUGCUAAAAAGUCGCUUUUAUUGGGUCACCCUAGAAGUAACGAGGAUCUUUGCAUCUCUUCUACUUUUGAAAACACUGGCAUCAACAAAACUGUUUCUAAUCUAAUUAUAAUCUACAAAUAGAUGACCUAUAGACAACAACAAAGAAUAGGAAACUAAAAAUAGUUUCAUUUAUCUUAAUUUCAGAAAAUAAAAGAAGCGUAGAAAAGCCUUGUUACUUACGGGAUGACCCAGUAGUCACGCAGCGACCCGAGACACGCGACAAACGACACGCGACACACGACGAAGACCGAGCGCCGUAACAAUGGCGUUCGUGAGUCCGCGCGCGGCGCGUCGGUCUCGAAUUACUUCGUUUCUCGCGCGAAACGAAAGCUUACACGCCGCUCGGAAGCGUAUUCCGGAAGAAUAGACGAAGACUAAGAGGAACGAACUCGACAGUUCAGUUUCGUUCUCGUAUUUUAGCGUAGGUUCGUUUUUUAUUCGGAUGUUUCAGCCAGUGUAGACGUUUCUUUUUACGAACGAUGUAUGUAUCUACCGUUAGGAGAUCACUCGAUGGUUAGUCAAGGAAUGGCGAGGCUCAUUGAUCGGUUUUCAUUCUUUUUCGUACAAUUUUCUGCUUUACAUUUUUCUGCUUUUGAUCGAAACUAUAAAACUGUAAACUGGGAAGACUCUUUUUGCCUCUGCGCCAUUCCGCUAGACAUCGAGUCAUCGCCCAACUGUACAUAUGUAGAUGUUUCUUAUUUUUUAUUUCGUCAAUUGAGCGACAGCUCCGUGGUUCGAUACAGAUAAACACAGUUCGUACGGGACGUUCUUCGCGGACACCGCUGUCGCAGUGAUAACAAGUUACUCUGAUUACCUACACCACGGGCCUUACUAGCACGUAAGUCGAUACUUAAGAUAAGGUAUUGUAGAAUUACGCGAACCGGCCGUUUGCGCUUCGAUUUUGUCAUUGACUCAACGACUCCACCUGUAAUCGUCACUUCAAUUUCUUUUCCCUCGACACUGGAACUACCGAGUAAUUCGAUUGACUUAUCUAUAAUUUCGCGUAGAAAUCGGAAAAGUACCUUUUUCAAGAUUCGAAAACGUCGUAGCUUCCAUAUGUAGAAGAUCCAAACGUAAAAUACACAUUCCGAGAUGGAUCAUUGUAGGUACUUCCAGCGUUAAUAUAUAGACUGUCCAAUAAACUCAUCGAAACGUUCUCGAUGGAAGGGAAAUUGAACAGUUGAAUUCUAAGAAAGCCAGUCUAUGCGUGAACGUGAAAAUUUGAUGAUUCUUGGUGGAGCCUACGCGCUAGGGAGCAUUAAGCUACAUUCUCGUUUGAACUACGCGAAGGACGUGCUCGAAACUUCUGCUCGAGAAGACGAACUCUUCGAGUUGGUUUCAAAAGACAUUGAUACCCUUGGGAAGAUGUUUCGAGCGCGUCCGCAGUGGUACGUUCAAGAGGCAGCGUAGCUUGGCAGGGGUUACUUUCUUCGAUAAAGUUCGUGGUUCGAGCUGACUGCCAUUUCUUCGCUUUUACGAUGAUGAUUAAGUAUCCUCCUACACGAUCUCUUUUAUUUUACUAAUUUUAAUCGGGUGAUCGUCCGUCAGUGAACAUUAAUUUAGGCUUUCAUUGAUUUUUCGUAGAUUCGUCAGCAUUCUUCAGUUCAUAGAUGCUUCGGUACUCUAAAGUUUACUUUCUCUCCUCCGAUUAACUUUGUCUUUCUUCCACUAAUUCCACGACUAAAUCACUGCCAGGUCGAGCUAGUCGUAAUACGUAAUCCAGGUCGUUAGCUGGAUUUAUUUUAGUACUUUCAGUCACCGAAGUGGCGGCUAUACAUCAGAACCCACAUCACUGUCCUCCGGAACUUUCUACCGAGUUCAUUAACUCGAUUCAUUUUAUUAAUUUCAGUUUCCGAAGAGUCUCCUAUAUAUCACUCUCUGCAUAAUAUCAUUAUAAUCUGUGCAUCUCCACCGAGCUCAUUAAUUCGUCCCCUUCUACUAGCUUCAGUAAUAUAGGUCCUCCUAUCCCCUAAACUGUCUAACCGUGAACUAGAAAUCAUUCUCAAGUUCAUCGAUUCGUCUUAGUUUAUUUUUCUGAGUUACUACAGUGGUUCCUAAGCAACCGAAGGAUCAUUAAGUUCGUUAAUCCAAUUUAUUUUACUAUUCUCACUUGCUGAAGAGGAUCACCCAAACAUUAUGCUCUCUGUAGAACGUCGUUGUCAUUGAAAAACGUCUCGACAUGAAUCGAGAACGUUCCUGUCCGCGAAAGUAACCUCUGAUUCGGUUGACGAACCUGUUUCCAGCGGUGAAUUCGAACUUUGUAAAAUUCGGCGUCGUACUCCGCGAUUCCGGUUCAGCGCGAUACUUAAUUAUGCUCUCCGUGGGAUGAAGUUCAUAGAGUUCAUCGGCCGUUUCGACGAGCACCGGAUCGAGCGGAUUUAUUCUCGAUCAACCGGCUCGUUAUUGCGCCUGUGAGAUCGCGUAGCGUUCGAAUGGAACAGUAAUUGUGUCUAAUUCGAUGGAUGACGACUUUAUCAGUUUCGUGCAGCGUUCGGAUAGACAAACGACGAAGCUCAAUACACAAUAAUUCCCAGUGUUUUCCGAUGAUCCGUUGAUAUCGUUCCUCGGAUCGAUAAUGAUUGCUGUAAUCGCUGAUUUCUAGUAUUCUACGUUUGAUAUUCGCGCGCGUCGGUGAUUACGAAGCGGCGAGUCACGUAUGUUUGAUUUUCGGACACUGCGAUCAGUAAUUUAGAAUAGUAUUUUACAGUGAAAAGAAUAUUUUAACAGGUUACAUCAAUCAGAAACGAAUGAUAAUUACAGUUUAAUUUCUUUUUUGAAUCUGUGACUCGAAUUACUUCGCUUUAGGAUCGCCGACGCGUAUGCUGUAACAUUCUUUCCCUUUGCCUCGAAACGUUUGUACGAUUCAUUUCGAGAGAACUGAACGGAUUCUUUUGGAGAACAAUAAAGGUAGAUAUUUUGGAUGAUUUUUGACCUCCUUGUCGAGUGUACCUAUGAUAGUAUUUCCUUUUCGUGGUCUAGUACGAGUGAGUGAGGACGUUAUAAGAACGUACAUCACAAAAAUCUACACCUUCAUAAUACUCUAUUAAUCCUUCGUUAGUCGAUUGCACAAUCUAUUCCCAUAAGAAAACCAUCGCUCCCAUACAAAAAUCUCCAACGAUCCCUGACAAGCGACAAUCGGAUCCCCUGAAAGAACAAUAAGAGAAUUAUUCCAGGAAAUUAGCUGUUCUCGAAGCACUCGUUAACCAAACACAAAUCCUCCUGCCGCGAUGAAAGGCGUUUACGUGGCAGCUUCCGCAAUAUCAAACACCGUUCCCAUUAAAAAGUCUUUUCCCUCCAUCCCCCAGCGCAUUCCUGCAAUUCAUCGCCGCGACCCUCCCUGAAAAUUGCGCAGGCUCCCUCCCUUUAUCUCUGAAAGAACACUUAACCCGCCCCGGAACUACUUUCGAAAUCAUCCCGAAUGUGUCGGGUCUCUCGGGGAAACAAUAAAGAAAAAGACUUUGAGAGAUUGCGCGUUGCAUCCGGGCUCACCUUCUCCUCUUCUUUAUCUUUCCGCGGCGCUUGUAUUCCAACUUUUUUCCUCACCUUUUCUCCGGUUAUCUUUUCUCCGACUCGCGUCCGAACUUUCUUUCCGUUCGUUCCCUCGGUUCCCCUCCCUCCUCCCCGUUCCACGGAGCGACGCGUCGUGUUUCUCCGAGCAACGCUCGGUUGAAACUUAAAUUAAAACUGCGCUGUAAUUCAUCGAUAAAAUAUGUCGGCCCUUUUUACCGGGAAUCCCCCGUGUUGCGCGUUCGCCGUGAAUUAUCGGCGCUUCGCGCGAACCGUGCCGCUUUCUGAACGGGCCCUCGCGCAUUUUUAUGAACCGAGAAUUUUUUAUUCCGCCGUGGCACCGAGGGGGAGAAAUUCUGGCGAGUCCGAGCAAAAAGUCAACGGAGAUGGAUAGGGGCGGGGAACGCGCGGCUGAUAACGCCGGGAACGUUUCUCACUGUCCGGUUCUUUUUGGCAAUCAUUUGACGCGUCGGUCUUUUGGCUCGUUGGAUCAGGAAACGUCGCUUCUCUCAGAUUUCUAAUGGUCUUUCGUUUAUUCAUCGCUGACGGGUCGAGGGAGGACUUUGAAAUCGAUUCUUUUCAGCGAUAGUAACUUCAAAUUGAAUUCUUUAACCCCUUGUAUUAUUUACUCUUGCUACUAAGCUCGUGCAGAAUGUUUCUAUCAGCACUUUGGAAAAAACGCAAAGAAAUUCUCCACUGCGCUCUAUGUACAAAUUCUCUUUCAAGAUAAUAUAUUGAUAAUAACAAAACAGUUGUUUGCUUUGAUCCAUGCGCAUUGAACAAUAUUCAUGUUUAUUGAACUAAUCUCGAAAUCUUCAUCCGAGUCUCACUCGUCAUUGUACUUAAAGGGAAAGUAAUUUUACAUUAUAAAGUUUGCGUUUUUUGAUAUGGAAUAUACGAAUAACAAUGAAUGAAUUAACUACAGGAAUUUGGUAUAGCACUCAGUGUGUCGUAUAUUGUGGCAUUGAUGCUGUAAGGGUUGAAACGUUUUAGAAUUGGCUAUCCGAAGACAGUGAUUUGUUGAACCGGGAAAUUGAAAUGUAUUUGAUUUCGUCUAUCAUCCCUUGUCAUGGUUCUACAAUGUUUUUGUUCACGAUCUACAAACGAAAAACGCGCGCGGAACGGAACCCCUGGGGCUGGCCAAUAUUUUCUGGGACCGUGGACCUCCUGUGUCGAAUUUGUUUGCUUGCUGCGAAGCGAUCGGCCGUGUAAAUACGAGACUGAAUUAUAAAGUGCACUUUUUCUUU
This is a messenger RNA of Nomia melanderi (Alkali bee), 7362 nucleotides long. RefSeq names its product protein Star. Gene Ontology annotation, cellular component: late endosome membrane; Golgi apparatus; endoplasmic reticulum membrane. Gene Ontology annotation, biological process: endosomal transport; endoplasmic reticulum to Golgi vesicle-mediated transport. Lineage: Eukaryota; Metazoa; Arthropoda; Insecta; Hymenoptera; Halictidae. The record is from RefSeq and is a predicted model, not a curated record.